Cicer arietinum (chickpea) is the source of this 690-nucleotide messenger RNA. Its product is annotated as E3 ubiquitin-protein ligase SGR9, amyloplastic-like. The record is from RefSeq and is a predicted model, not a curated record. NCBI's taxonomy places the organism in Eukaryota, Viridiplantae, Streptophyta, Magnoliopsida, Fabales, Fabaceae.
AUGGAAGAAACAACAGCAACCAUCAUGGCUUCACUUUCAACCCUCACUCCAUCUCACCUCACACAUCUCACUAACUCAAUUCUCUCGUCAACUCGCCGCCACCACCGCCGUCUCACUUUCCUCCUCUCUUCCCCAACUCUCUUUUCACUAACCCUUCAUCACCUCCACACUCUCUCUCUCCCCCAAAAGUCUCUCCUCAUUUCCCGCCAUCUUCUUUCCUCUCUCCACCUCCUCACUCGCCACAUCCAAUCAAACUACGCCACGUCACCUAAACCGCUUCCACCUCCAAUCUCAACCUCUUUAACAGAGCGUGAACUCGACGCAGUUUUGCUCCUUCUCAUGCUCUGCGAAACACAUAAACAUAACCCCGAAGCACUUAACGCACCGUUUUGUAAUUGGAGGGUGAAUUUAAGAAAUAUUUUCUCCGUUACAUUGUUGACGGUUUCUUCUUAUUCUGCGCCGCCGCUUGGUGCUUGUUUGGGAUCUGUUUUGAUUCCGUUUGUUGAGAUGGUGAGUCGGUGUUGGAGAUUGGUGGGAGUUUUGGGUUGUGACGGUCGUGAUGAAGGGGGGAAGGGAGUUAAGGAGGUGGCGGCUUCGGCGACGGUGGUGGCGAACAUGUUGCGCAUUAUCAUGGGUUGCUCGUCGGUUGAGGCAAUACAUGUUAUGUCAUACAACUUGGUUGAUGUCUAA